ACUGCUUUCAUGGGCCAGUUCACAAUAGUAGUGAAACACAUAUCCAACCCCUCCAAAUUAAACAUGGAGUAUGUCAAGACACAGGGGAGGAUUACCAUUUUAAUUACAAUUCUAGUUGUGUUCAAGGUUCAUGCUGUUCCAACACUUUACGGUGGGGAUGCAGAUGGAGGUGAAUUACGAGACGAUAUACCAGAAAUCAAUUCAGAUCUUGACCUGUUUGAGGGAGACAUUGCAGGUGAUCCAAGAAGAAAUGCAAUCCUGGAUGAAACAAGAAGAUGGAAGUUUCCAAUUCCUUAUAUCUUGACAGAUUCCUUGGAGCUGAACGCAAAAGGUGUUAUUCACCAGGCUUUUGAAGCAUACCGCCUGAAAUCCUGUGUGGACUUCAAGCCCUAUGAGGGAGAAAGCACAUACAUCUCUUUCACAAAACUGGAGGGAUGCUGGUCCUUUGUGGGAGAUGAUAAGAUUGGACAGAACCUCUCCAUAGGGGCGGGUUGUGACACCAAGGCCAUCGUGGAACAUGAACUUCUCCAUGCUUUGGGCUUCUUCCAUGAGCAGUCCCGAUCUGACAGAGAUGACUACGUCAAGAUCUGGUGGGACCAAAUCAUAGAAGGAAAGGAGCACAACUUCAAAAAAUAUGAAGCAGACUACGUCACAGACCUGAACACACCAUACGACUACGAGUCUGUCAUGCAUUACCGGCCCCUGUCUUUCAACAAGAACCCAAGCACCCCCACCAUAACCACAGCCAUCCCGUCGUUCAACGACCUCAUCGGACAGCGCCUGGACUUCAGUUCUGUGGACCUGCUUAGGCUGAACCGCAUGUACGACUGCAGCAACACACAAACACUCUUGGACCAGUGUUCUUUCGAGCUGAUCAAUGUCUGUGGGAUGGUCCAGAGUGAGGCUGAUGAUGCAGACUGGGUCCAGACCUUGAGCAGCUCCGAUGAGGUAGACCACACACUGGUGGGACGCUGCAGAGAUGCGGGCCAUUUCAUGAAGUUCGACACUUCUAAAGUGGAGGUGGAGACCAGUGCAAUUCUAGAGUCACGCAUCCUCUACCCAAAGAGGAGCGCACAGUGUCUGCAGUUCUUCUACAAGAUGUCUGGGCCGGCUGGGGACAAGCUGGUGGUGUGGGUCAGAACAGAUGACGGAACUGGAAAUGUUAGCAGCUCCAGCAAAAUCCAUACCAUCACAGACAGUGUAGAUGACACCUGGCAGCCAGCCUAUGUGAACCUGCACAUGAAAAGGAAGUUCCGCUACAUAUUUCAGGGUGUGGGGGGGUCCAACAACACUUCAGCAGGGGCAAUCUUAAUCGAUGACAUCACACUGACCGAAACAACAUGCCCCAGCGGCGUCUGGAAAAUCCGGAACUUCACCGGCUUGCUCGCCACCAUGCCAACUGGAGAGCGAAUCAGGAGUAGACGGUUCUACAGCCCUGAGGGCUACGCUUACGGGGUAAACAUCUACCCAAAUGGAAGAAACAACAAUAACACUGAGUAUGUGGGCGUGACCUUCCAUCUAUGCAGCGGGGAGAACGACGGCAUGAUGGAAUGGCCAGUGAUCAACAGGCAGGCCACCAUCACUGCCAUGGACCAGGAUUCUGAUGCCAAGCUGAGGAUGUCUGCCACCAGAAGCUUCACCACUGAGACUACUAUCCCAAAUUGGAUUAAGCCCAGCAGCACUAGUGGUGCUGACUGGGAUCCAAGCUGCGACUGCUAUAGAGGACCUGAGUAUGGAUGGAGUACAUUUAUCUCUCAUAAACAGCUGCAAAGAAGAAGCUUUCUCAAGAACAAUGACCUCAUUUUUACUGUCGACUUUGACGAUUUGACCCAUCUGGUGAAGUCAGAGGUCUCUGUGAAGCCGAAGAGUCCCAGUACUGACCUACUGGAGGAGGAGACCCGCCGAGAGGAGAUAGCUGAGGUUCCGAAACGUAGACAGGUGCGGGCUGUGUCUAAAGAUGCGUGUAACCCCAACCCGUGCCACAACAGUGGUGUGUGUGUGCUGGAGAAACAGGGGAAAGCCACAUGCAGGUGUAUCUCUGGCCAAGCCACAUACUAUGCUGGAGAGUUAUGUGAGAAGCAGCAUAUCGAUGGCACUAUUUUGGGCAUUCUGAGUGGUGGAGCAGCAGGGACAAUUGUUCUGACUCUGGCCAUCUUCUCAGUCAUCCGGAGACCUCACUGAGUCACCCCCAUCACACCACCACAAUACUCAUCUCAGUACCAUCUCAAUCUCAAUGCAUCUAUAUGAAACAAUGAUAGGAUUGUGCCACACCUACUAUGUAAUUGAUAUAAUUACAUAUAGUCACUUCUGACAAUUUCACUCUUAAUAGUUUCAUGUACAUUAAUAGCUUUAUGUUUGGUUUACAUGGGCUUAAAUAAAAUUGUGGUACUGUAAGUUACUCCAAAAUGAAAUAA
This is a messenger RNA of Esox lucius (northern pike), 2414 nucleotides long. It is a transcript of the gene mep1a.2, whose product is annotated as meprin A, alpha (PABA peptide hydrolase), tandem duplicate 2. The transcript is spliced from 14 exons. NCBI's taxonomy places the organism in Eukaryota, Metazoa, Chordata, Actinopteri, Esociformes, Esocidae. The record is from RefSeq and is a predicted model, not a curated record. The coding region runs from base 10 to 2181 and encodes 723 amino acids. Gene Ontology annotation, cellular component: membrane. Gene Ontology annotation, biological process: proteolysis. Gene Ontology annotation, molecular function: metalloendopeptidase activity; protein binding; zinc ion binding.